Molecule: messenger RNA, 1722 nt
Organism: Eleginops maclovinus (Patagonian blennie)
Lineage: Eukaryota; Metazoa; Chordata; Actinopteri; Perciformes; Eleginopidae
Exons: 6
Coding region: 309-1103 (264 amino acids)
Biological process (GO): proteasome localization; nuclear protein quality control by the ubiquitin-proteasome system
Cellular component (GO): nuclear membrane; nucleus
Molecular function (GO): proteasome binding
Source: RefSeq, a predicted model, not a curated record
CGCGCUUCAUCAGCAUUGUGCUGGCGGUGAAGCAGACAAAAAGUUGUCAGUCUCUCUUCACCUCUUGAUGCAACCUUUACUAGAGCAGGGACUUUUUGUAGUUAAAUUCAAGCACUUUUUUACUUUGUAUCGGACAUUUGCGAGCUUUGAAACAGCAGCGACGCGUAUGAAAGCGACUAAUAGUGGGAAUUAUCUACUGUUACCGUGGAAAAGUUACUGUCGUUACCCCGUGGGGUUUAAAGUUCAGCUAGCGUCCCUGGCUGCUAGCAGGUAGUUAGCUCCGUAAUUAACAGAUAACUUGUAACAGAAUGGCAGCUGUGUGUCAGCCACGACGUGCAUUGGUGGAAAUCCCUGCUCCACAACCCAAAAUUGCAGCACGCAUUAGGAGGUCAUAUCUAGAGAUUUUAAGUGCUCGUUUGGCUCCAUCUCCACUUCCGAAAGGGAGAAAUGCAACUGCAAACACAAAGCGUGUGCACUCGUUGGAUUUGUCUAUUGGUGGUGUGUGGAGUAAGAGGAUAGAGGAGCAGUGUGAGAAAAUGGACGAGCACCAUACCCCUCUCUCUCAACAGCAGCUUGUACAGCUGAUCAGAUCCCUCAUCCUCGUUGAACAGAGCCAAGAACCCAGGGUCCUAGCGUCUGACCUGAAGUAUCUCCAGGAAGACCUGCAGCUGAAGAAAGCAAAUGUUUACAGAUCCAUACCGUACUCGCGGCUCGGCUCCAACAGGGAUGCUCACUGCUACAGGAAAGCUUAUCCUCACUUGGUGGCCUUUAAAGUUUCGUGUCAGGAGUGGGGCCAGGUUUUCCUGAGGAACAAAGAGUGGGAUGCCGUUAUGGAGCACACGUUACUGGCGUGGCGAUACACCAGCGAGUUGCCGCAGUGGGACACGGCGAACCACAAUGCUAUGCGAGAACAGUGUUACAGCAUCUUGGCCUCUCACAGCCUCACCGCCCUGCAGCACCACCAGCCUGAACCCAACAGAGGCCGCGAGCUGCUCAGAAGGUUCAACUUGGCUCAGAUGCACAGCCAGUCGUUUGUGCCCUGUAUUCACGAGUUGCAAAGGAUUAUGGGAUGUGCCAAUGACUUGUCCAUGGAUACAAAGUAACUUGAGGAACACUAUCAAACCAGCUGGCUGCACCCCCGGUGAAAAGAGUGACUCAUGGAUGAAUUACAUAAUCUGUGUGUGCCAAAAUCAGCGUACGUGGUGUUUCUUUGGAAAAACACGGCAGUAUUCUUCAAAGGCCAGCAAUCUUAAAUGUAAUGAAAUGUCUUAUUUAAUCACAGUGCAUUUUUGAAUCAGCUGGAGAGUAUUGUUGGGAGUGACAUUUGCUGCAUGGCAGACCUCAGGAUGUAUUUAUCGCUGGUUAAUGUAAUGAACACGCAUUAAGUAGCAGCCUGAACAAAUGCUGCGUUCAGAUGGUGCUGCCACGGAUGUAUAAUUAAAUAGUUUGUAUAUUUUUAGAAAAGCCUUUGCAUCGACCGUUGACAUGUAAAAGUAUGGAAUGUGGUGUUGCUUUAUAAGGGUGUGUGUGUGUGUGUGUUUCUGUGUGUGUGUCCUCUUGGCAGUACUUGAAACUGUUUGACUGUAGUGGGUUUUUUACAUGUGUCGUAGAAAAUUGUCUGUCAAUGAUUGCACUCCUGCCAUUUGUCCUAAAAAAACUUGAAAUCUUUUGAUAAAAUAGACUCCUAUUUUCAAUAAAGUUCUGACUUUAAACUAUUUAAAA